Messenger RNA from Lasiosphaeria miniovina, 577 nucleotides. Its product is annotated as transcription factor TFIIH complex subunit Tfb5-domain-containing protein. The record is from RefSeq and is a predicted model, not a curated record. Gene Ontology annotation, cellular component: transcription factor TFIIH holo complex; transcription factor TFIIH core complex. Lineage: Eukaryota; Fungi; Ascomycota; Sordariomycetes; Sordariales; Lasiosphaeriaceae. The coding region runs from base 165 to 494 and encodes 109 amino acids. Gene Ontology annotation, biological process: transcription initiation at RNA polymerase II promoter; transcription by RNA polymerase II; nucleotide-excision repair, preincision complex assembly. The transcript has 2 exons.
GCCAGCCGACUCUCUCUGAACACCAGAGCGUUUCGGCAGGUAGCGCAAAAAACCACCCGCCCCUACGAAAAAGAAAGCACAGUCUCGCGCUACGCAUUCCCCCACACUUUCACGCGAACCUUCUCGACUACCUCAGCAGCAAAAGGAAAGAGCUCGCCGCCAAGAUGCCGCGCGCCACCGGAGGCAUUCUCAUUGAGUGCGAGCCGGCCAUAAAGUCCAUCAUCGUGCACUUGGACAGCCUGAGCGGCAACGACUUCAUCAUUGAGGAUCUCGACGAGCAGCACCUACUCGUGAGACCCAACAUGAUUCACAUCCUGAAAGCACAACUCGAUGAAGCAAGUCUUACCGGUUUCUCGCGGUCUUUUUUGGAUAUUGAAUUUUUUUUAUGGAUACAAGCUUUGUCUAACCUUACUUUCUUGCCUUUGUUCUCAGCGACUCAAGGAAACAUACCGACCAGAGGAGCCGCUGGCAGACAGCGAAUAGGGUACCGAUAGAGCCUGGCUGCGCUUCUUUGGUUUGGGUUGUUUGACGUCGAGCGAGGAUGGCGCUCUGAAUUUUCGGAAGAGGAUGGCGAGGG